AACGGACUGAAGAACAAAGACUGAAAUAACGAGAGAGAUUUUUGUUCGUCUCAGAGCUUGGGUGGUUCUUUCAUGCAUUCAUGGCGAUUUCGAAGUUCUUGAUCGUUACGAUCUUUCUGGCCCUAGUGUUUGUAAGAAUUAGAGCAGAUAUAGCAACCGAAGAUGAAGUUGUUGCACCCGAAGUCUCUGAUUCUUCUCUGAAGAUCGAAUUGGAGCAGCUUAAAUUGAAGAUCCCUCUUCUUGAGUCUAGCAUUGAUGAGAAAACUCGAGAAUUAAAGAGCAAGGAUGAGCGCAUUGCAGAGAUGGGAAAUACUAUAAAAGAGAAAUCGGAUAGCAUUGCAUCAUUACGGAGCGAGAUAGAUUCCCUCCAGAGAAAGGGGACUGCAGAUGCUGCAGAGAUGGUGGGAAAGGCUCAUGCACGGGCAGGUGAACUUGAGAAACAGGUAGAGAAACUGAUAAAGGAAAUAGAAAGCCAAAAUAGGAAAAAAGAUGACUUGGAGGCCCAAGCAAGUGACACUGAGAAGAAAAUACAUGAAAUGGAGAUCAAAAUACAAGAUCUCCAAAAGAUUAAUGAUGAACAGAAGAACAGAAUUCGCAAGACUGAACGUGCCCUUCGUGCAGCCGAGGAAGCAGCGAUGAAUGCAAAGUCAGAAGCUACUUCAAAGACUAAAGAGUUGAUGGAGGUUCAUGGUGCAUGGCUUCCACCUUGGCUUGCAAGUCAUUUACUUCAUUUCCAGUCCGUUUUGUUGAAAGAGUGGGAUGAGCAUGGGAGACCUUUCCUGCAUAUUGCAUCACAAAAGGCAUUAGAGAUAAAAGCUCAAGCUCAGAACUGGGCUGAACCUCACAUUGAGACAGCUAGAACUAGAUGGAUCCCAUAUUUUCAAGAGCAAUGUGUGUCAUUUGCAACCUAUAUGGAACCACAUAUUCAGUUGAUAAGCUCAAAAACUGUUGAGGUUUAUGAGACAUCUAGAAAGGCUGUGAAACCACACAUUGUCAAAGUGCAAGAAUUCACAGAUCCUUACUUUCAGGAAGUGAAGAAGUUUUCCAAGCCUUAUGUCAAUCAGGUUGCAACUGUAGCAAAACCUCAUGUUGAUAAAGCACGGGUUGCUCUGAAACCUUAUACAAAUAAAGCAUUUCAUGCUUAUGGAAAAUUUCUUAAAUCUGCAACAGUGUAUCAUGACCAGGUCCAAGCUUCUACACAUGAAUUUUUUAAAAAGCAUGAGCUGACAAGACCUCUUGCAACUAAAGAGUUGGUUUGGUUUGUGGCCUCUGCCGUAUUGGCUUUUCCAAUAUUAGUGCUAUUUAAACUGUGGUCAUGCAUGUUCUGUAAGGAGAAAAAAGUUAUUCGGAAUGGCAAUACAAAUCAAACUCGUCGUAGGGCCAAGCGGGGACAUCCUGAUAAGUAAAAUGCUAUGACUAGUUCAAUCUAGGUUUUUCAGCACAUUCUCUAGCGGAGAUUAAGAAAUUUCUCAACAAGACCACAUGUACUUUUCGGGCGAUGUCAUUUCUUCAUCUGUGAGAUUGUUAACGUUAGGUUUGACAUUGAAGCCCAUUUUCUGAAUGAAGAAAGAAAAUGCUUGAACUUCUCCCAAAGGAAACAAAAUAUAAAAGGGAGAGAACUAUACCAAAGUGAGUUGAAAUUCUAGGGAGUGGUGUUCAUUUUGGAUCCCACUUUUCUUCGUUUUGGUAGAACAUUUCUUAUGAUGAUAGUAAAAUUUAUAUAUUUAUUUGCAUUUGACAGCAAUUUGAUUCUCAUUUAUGUUCUAGUUUGGUUUAAUCAGUGACACUCAGCUGAUAGUAAAUUUAUAUAUUUAUUUGCA
Molecule: messenger RNA, 1820 nt
Organism: Nelumbo nucifera (sacred lotus)
Lineage: Eukaryota; Viridiplantae; Streptophyta; Magnoliopsida; Proteales; Nelumbonaceae
Source: RefSeq, a predicted model, not a curated record